Molecule: messenger RNA, 833 nt
Organism: Caenorhabditis elegans
Lineage: Eukaryota; Metazoa; Nematoda; Chromadorea; Rhabditida; Rhabditidae
Gene: sdz-8
Product: C-factor
Exons: 4
Coding region: 14-766 (250 amino acids)
Source: RefSeq, marked reviewed
AAAAUUUAAAAAAAUGUCGCCAGGAAGUGUUGUUGUGACCGGAGCCAACCGUGGUAUUGGACUUGGACUUGUCCAGCAACUCGUCAAAGAUAAGAACAUUCGUCAUAUUAUUGCAACUGCUAGAGACGUUGAGAAGGCUACUGAAUUGAAAUCUAUUAAAGAUUCACGUGUUCAUGUACUUCCAUUGACAGUCACUUGUGAUAAAUCACUUGACACUUUUGUGUCGAAAGUUGGAGAAAUUGUUGGAUCUGAUGGGCUCAGCUUGCUGAUAAAUAACGCUGGAGUUCUGCUGAGCUACGGAACGAAUACGGAGCCUAACCGUGCCGUCAUCGCCGAACAACUAGAUGUAAAUACGACUAGUGUGGUCCUUCUCACUCAAAAGUUAUUACCACUGCUCAAAAAUGCAGCAUCCAAAGAAUCUGGAGAUCAACUUUCCGUUUCACGUGCUGCUGUAAUCACUAUCUCAUCUGGACUUGGUUCCAUCACUGACAACACAUCUGGAUCUGCACAAUUCCCAGUUCUCGCCUACAGAAUGAGCAAAGCUGCUAUCAAUAUGUUCGGAAGAACUCUUGCUGUUGACUUGAAGGAUGAUAAUGUGUUGGUUGUUAACUUCUGUCCAGGAUGGGUGCAAACCAAUUUAGGAGGGAAGAAUGCAGCACUCACGGUUGAACAAUCCACCGCCGAGCUGAUUUCCAGUUUCAAUAAGCUUGACAACUCUCACAAUGGAAGAUUCUUUAUGAGAAAUUUGAAGCCAUAUGAAUUCUAAAAUCUUUUUAUUUUUUUCCCACCUUUUUUGCAUCGGAAGUUAAUUGAAAAUAAACAAACUAAAAUUA